Messenger RNA from Acanthoscelides obtectus, 2016 nucleotides. The record is from the annotation of a GenBank genome assembly. Lineage: Eukaryota; Metazoa; Arthropoda; Insecta; Coleoptera; Chrysomelidae.
AUGCAGGGAGCACUUUGCAAAGUAUGUGUUCUACUUGGAAAAACGCAAGGUGGUCGUGGUCAUCAAGAACUUGGAGCCUUUGUUAGUAAGCCAUUUAUUAACUGGAAGAAAGCUUUAGAGAGCUUUGAUCACCAUGCAGAUACGAAGUAUCACAAAUUUGCUGUUGAGCAGGCAGCAAAUUUUGCAACGAUCAUGGAAGGAAAAACGCUUGAUGUUACAGAAUGCUUAAAUGUAGAAAACAAUAAAAUUGCCGAAGAGAACAGAAAAAGAUUAAAAGCCAUUGUUGAAACAAUUAUUCUUUGCGGAAGGCAAGCAAUAGCACUAAGAGGAAGUCAUGAUUCUGGAGAAAUUGGGAUAAAUGAGCCUGAACAUAAUGAUGGUAAUUUUAGAGCACUUCUUCGUUUUCGUGCGCGAUCUGGCGAUGAAGCACUCAAGAAUCAUUUACUAACACAAAACAUUCACAGUAGAGCCAUGUAUACGUCAUCAGUAAUUCAAAAUGAGGUGAUUGAACUAUGUGGUAGUGCUAUUCAAACGCAAGUACUUAAUAGGGUCAAAGAGGCUGGUUUUUUUACUAUACUUGCUGAUGAAACACAAGACAUUUCACGGCGAGAACAAUUAGCGUUAUGUUUACGAUAUGUACACUGCUCAUCUGGGAAAUCGGUUAUACGGGAAGAUUUUUUAGAAUUCAUUCACGUAGAAGAUGUUUCAGCUCAAGCUUUGGCAACGACUAUUAUAUCACAUCUUUUAUCAUAUAACUUGGAUAUGGAUAAAUGGAUUGGUCAAGGCUAUGAUGGCGCUGCAGUGAUGAGCGGCCGGUUACGGGGCGUAAGAACAAUAAUCUCAGAGCAAUACCCGAAGGCGCAAUUCGUACACUGUGUUGCUCAUGUUCUUAACUUAGUUUUAGCGCAUUCAUGUGAGAUACCAAUGAUACGUAACUGUAUCGGAACCAUUAAGAGCGUAAUAAACUUUUUUCGCCAAUCACCGCUUCGCGACGGACUUUUGAAGAAAAUUGCGGAUCAAAUUAACUCAUCUCAUUCAACGCUUAUCUCUCUUUGUGAGACAAGAUGGACCGAGAAACACGUGGCUGUCGAAAGAUUUGCAGAAAUGGUUCCCGUUAUACGCGAAACACUUGGGGCACUUCAAGAUGCUGCAAGCAGCGACGUCGCUACUCAAGCAUACCAUCUUCAAACCGCUAUGGAUAACAGCCAGUUUAUUGUUUCUUUAGUUAUACUGAGAAAAGUUUUUUCAUAUACAGCAAACCUUAACAAAGCAAUGCAGAAAGUCAAUGUCGAUUUGACCAACAUUUGCGAAUAUACAAAAACGGUAAAAACGACUUUACUAAAUGUUCGGAACGAAAGUCAGUUUGCAAUCCUUUUUGAGCAAGCGCAGCAGAUGAGUUCAGGCGAUAUAGUCGUGCCAAGAAUAACUGGAAGGCAAACCCUGCACAAUAAUAUUGCAGCAGAAACUGCCGAAAUAUACUACCGACGAAAUGUGUUUUACCCUUUCAUUGAUCAUGUUAUUGCAGAACUCGACGCUCGUUUUAAACCACAUGAAUCGACGAUCGAAGGAAUUCAAAUGCUGUUACCUGAAAAAACUAGUAAUGACUCCAGGAUAAAAGAAAAUCUUGAAAAAAUUGCACAAACAUUUCUUGGUGGAGAAAAUGAAGGCACAAUAUUUCUGAGUGAAUAUGAGAUAUGGCACAAUCACUGGAAAUCUGUAGCACAAAAACCUGCAACUGUGCUUGACGCUAUCGAUAACUGCGAUGAUCAGUUCUUCCCUUCAAUAAAAAAGCUUCUAAUUAUCUUAGCCACACUCCCAGUGUCCACUGCAACCCCUGAAAGAUCUUUCUCUACCUUAAAGAGGUUAAAAACUUACCUAAGAAAUAAAAUGGGCGAUGAAAGACUUACUGGUCUGGCUUUAAUGAGCGUACACCGAGAUCUGGCGGUGCAACUAGAUUCCGAAGAAAUUAUCAAUCAGUUAGCAAUAAAACGUAAAAGACUAAAUUUAUUAUUUUAA